UUUGACGUUUGUCUUUUUGGUCUACCUCUUUUCAGCACGUCACAAUUUCGGUAGUUAAUUUUAUUGUGUAAAAAAUUUACUAAUUGCGCGUUUCGAGCAAGAAUAUCUAUUCAAAACUAAUAUGAAUUUGCAGUGAAUGAUUACCAGCGUUAUGGAAAAGUUUCCUUUAAAGGGUAAUCGUGAAAUUGCUGCAGAGGGAAACAGCUAUAUAACAGCGUAUCAGUCUGUAUUAAAGAAGGCGAACGGUCAAACGGGAAGCGACGCGAAUAAUCCAGACCAUCCUUUAGCAGCUCAAUCAGGCAGUGCAGCAACGACGUCCUUAACUACGCCAGAAGAAGAUGAUGAAAUGAUUGACAUCACUCCGCGAUCCAGCCCAGGUGACGUAGCGAAUCAUUUUAAUACAUACAGUCGCACAAGUACCGCUGAUAAUUCCGACAUGGAAAGAGAACGAGGAGAUUAUCGUCAUCAACAAUUAAAUAGCGGUAGUCACCAGCAGCAGCGUUCACAUCAACAUGUGCCAACACAUAGUGCUUUCGGAGAUUCAUUGGAUGCUGGUUUAUCAUUUUACGGAUCCUCAGAACCUCAUGAAGAUAUACCGGGGAUUGGACAGUACGAUGAUUUUCAUACGAUAGACUGGCAACGUGACAUUGCAAGAGAUCGUAUGCGACAUCGUUAUAUUGUGAAGAAACGUCAAGACUCGUUGUGGGAUUUGGUCAAAGGAGCCCAUGAUGCAUGGUCGGGAUGGCUGUGUGUUUUGUUAGUGGGAAUCGCGGCAGGAUGUGUUGCCGGUAUGGUGGAUAUUGGAGCUAGUUGGAUGUCAGAUUUGAAGCAUGGAAUUUGUCCACAAGCUUUUUGGUUUAAUCGUGAACAAUGUUGUUGGCCUACCAAACAGUCGGUCUUCGAGGAAGGCAACUGCUCAACGUGGAAGACAUGGCCCCAGAUUUUUGGCUUAAGUCGUGAGGGUACGGGAGCAUAUAUAAUAUCCUACAUUUGGUAUGUUCUAUGGGCAUUGUUAUUUGCUGCUCUGAGUGCUUCCCUUGUGCGGAUGUUUGCACCGUACGCCUGUGGUUCCGGUAUUCCAGAAAUAAAAACUAUUUUAUCUGGUUUCAUUAUAAGAGGAUACUUGGGUAAAUGGACGUUGCUUAUUAAGUCGGUGGGUCUAAUGCUGUCUGUGUCUGCUGGCUUAACACUGGGAAAAGAAGGCCCGAUGGUACAUAUUGCUAGCUGCAUUGGCAAUAUAUUUUCCCAUUUGUUUCCAAAGUACGGACGAAAUGAAGCAAAAAAGAGAGAAAUCUUAUCGGCCGCAGCUGCAGCGGGCGUUUCAGUGGCUUUCGGAGCUCCGAUCGGCGGUGUUUUGUUUUCCUUGGAAGAAGUUUCCUAUUAUUUUCCACUAAAGACUCUGUGGCGUUCGUUCUUUUGUGCAUUAAUAGCCGCUUUUGUCCUAAGAUCUCUGACACCAUUUGGCAAUGAACACUCCGUGCUAUUUUUCGUGGAGUAUAAACAACCUUGGAUUUUCUUCGAAUUGAUACCAUUUGUAUUUUUAGGUAUCAUGGGGGGUGUCAUUGGGACACUUUUCAUCAAAGCCAACUUGUGGUGGUGUCGUUUCAGAAAAUUCAGCAAAUUGGGACAAUAUCCCGUCAUGGAAGUGUUGGUCGUCACUCUUGUCACCGGCAUUAUAUGUUAUCCAAACCCAUUUACUCGCAUGAAUAUGAAUGAACUUAUUUAUUUGCUCUUCAGCCAGUGCUCUGCAGGAGAUGUAUCGAACCCUCUAUGUGAUUACACGCGCAUGAAUAUAACAAGUGGAACAUCUUCUUCGAUAGAGGUCACUCAAUUGGGCCCUGGAGUCUAUCGUGCAAUUGGUUUGCUCAUUUUGACAUUUUUCUUAAAGCUUGCAUUAACAGUUUUUACAUUCGGUAUGAAAGUUCCGGCGGGUCUUUUUAUACCUUCACUACUGCUUGGAGCCAUCAUGGGGAGAAUUGUGGGCAUUGCCGUAGAACAAUUCGCAUAUAGUUAUCCAAAUGUUUGGUUCUUUACCGGAGAGUGUGUCACGGGAAACAAUCUGAUAACCCCGGGCUUAUAUGCUAUUGUGGGUGCUGCUGCAACUUUGGGCGGUGUGACACGCAUGACGGUAUCCUUGGUUGUGAUAAUGUUCGAACUGACCGGCGGUGUUGGCUAUAUUGUACCAUUGAUGGCUGCUGCUAUGGCUUCAAAGUGGGUCGGUGAUGCUCUGGGAAGACAGGGUAUUUAUGACGCACAUAUUGCCCUUAAUGGUUACCCCUUCCUAGAUAGUAAAGAAGAAUUUGCCCAUACUACCCUGGCAGCAGAUGUAAUGCAACCAAAGCGCAAUGAAACACUUAACGUCAUUACACAAGAUUCUAUGACUGUUGACGACAUUGAGACUCUACUGAAGGAAACUGAACACAAUGGAUAUCCAGUGGUCGUUUCCCGAGAAAAUCAAUACCUCGUGGGUUUUGUAUUGCGCAGGGAUCUCAAUUUAGCUUUGGGUAAUGCGAAGCGUUUUGUCGAAGGAAUAAGCGGACACUCUAUAGUAUUGUUUACGUCGACCGCACCUGCACAAAACCUGGGACCACCACCGGUGAAAAUGAAAAAGAUUCUCGAUAUGGCGCCAAUUACAGUAACGGAUCAAACACCCAUGGAAACUGUAGUUGAUAUGUUCCGAAAGUUAGGAUUGAGGCAAACACUUGUAACACAUAACGGGCGUUUGUUGGGAGUUAUAACGAAGAAGGAUGUACUGAGGCAUGUCAAGCAAAUGGACAAUGAAGACCCAAACACAGUUCUAUUCAAUUAAUUUGGAAAGCAUACUGGCGAUAAUAUUUCAAAAUGCAACAGCUCCAAAUCGAGUUACGCUCCUGCGUCAAAAUUAUACGCGGCGAGCGCUUUUCUAUCAUAUCGAACUUACUUUUGACUUCUUUGCAAGUUAUAUGGCGAUUGAAUGGCUGGCUUGGUAUUAAGACCCACAUUGAUUGUAAACAAAUGCAGCACGCAAUAUUAUCGUUGUUGUUUUGUAAUAAUGAAUGCAUGCGAUACAAAUUUUUAGAAAAUUAUGAUGUGAUGAGUUUAUAACAAUUAUGAUUAAAAUACUGUAUAGAUGAAAAGUAGAAAAUCUUUAAUGUUAGACAUAACCUCUAGUUCUGGUCUUACUGCUCUGGCAUGAGAACCAAUAGUUUUUCGGAGCUAAACAUUUCUACAAAUUUUAGUUCGAAACCGAAUUGUUACAAAUACAUGUCCUUGUUUUUAUUUA
Messenger RNA from Stomoxys calcitrans (stable fly), 3262 nucleotides. It is a transcript of the gene ClC-c, whose product is annotated as H(+)/Cl(-) exchange transporter 5. Gene Ontology annotation, biological process: transmembrane transport; chloride transport. Gene Ontology annotation, cellular component: synaptic vesicle; Golgi apparatus; membrane. Gene Ontology annotation, molecular function: voltage-gated chloride channel activity. The record is from RefSeq and is a predicted model, not a curated record. The transcript has 13 exons. NCBI's taxonomy places the organism in Eukaryota, Metazoa, Arthropoda, Insecta, Diptera, Muscidae. Bases 137 to 2809 code for a protein of 890 amino acids.